GUCUCAACGAACCAGACUGACCUAGGAACUCACCGGUUCUUCACUGGUUCUUUACCGGUGGGCAAACGUUCUGUUAUCUUUUUAUUUUUAAUUUCUUCGGCCUUUACUUUGAAGAACAACACUCGGAAACUGAACCCAUCCGGUGGGAAGCUUGACGUUGUUUACAGCCCCGGUACCGGAGCUUCCCAGGUCGGCUACGGUACCGUAGAACUCCUGGUCCGGUACGGUACUGGAGCAGACCCCGUCCUAACGCACGGAGCACCCGGUAUUAUGCGGUAAGGACACCGCGUGUAGGACGAAGGUCACUGGAACCUUACGGCGCCGCACGGACCCGCGUCGAGACGCGGCGUCGCACGGACCCGCGCUCCAGACGUGGCGUCGCAUGGCCCCUCGCUCGAAACGCGCACCCGGCCCCGUUCCCCGGUUCCGGUACCAGUGGUCCAUCAAUGAUGGUUUCGUUCCACUCCGCCUCUGCUCGGCUGGGCGGGCGAUGGAAACAGAACUAAACGCGUCGUUACACUCAGCAGGCCACUCCCACUACCGGCUCCGCCCCCAGACGGCAGUGGAUGGAUGAUGUCUUGGAGGAGGAGCUACUCAGGGGGCGGGGCUCCCCAGGGGCUCCAGGACACCAGGGGCAGUAAGGGGCUGAUCAACCAGCCAGGACAGAACAACUGCUUCCUCAACAGUGCCCUGCAGGUCUUGUGGCACUUGGAUAUUUUCCGCCGUAGUUUCCGUCAGAUGUCGUCUCAUCGCUGCUCUCAGGACUCAUGCGUCUUCUGCGCCCUCAAGAGCAUCUUCUCAGAGCUGCAGUCCAGCAGCCGCUCUGUGCUGCCGUCGGACUCCCUGCGGACCGCCCUGGCGCUGGCCUUCAGCCGCCAGCAGCGCUUCCAGCUGGGCGGCAUGGACGACGCCGCCGAGUGCUUCGAGAACAUCCUGAUGAGAAUCCACUUCCACAUGUCUGAGGAGAGCAGCCAGGACAACAGCUCCUCCUCCCCCUGCUCCUCCCCCUGCUCCUCCCCUCUCUGCAUCCCCCACCAGAAGUUCUCCAUGAGGCUCUAUGAGCAGUGUGUGUGUAGCAGUUGUGGAGCAUCAUCAGACCCUCUGCCCUUCAAUCAGAUGAUUCACUACAUCUCCACCACCUCACUGUGUAACCAGGCAGUGGAGAUGCUGAAGAAGAGGAGCGAUGCGUCUCCUGCUAUGUUUGGGGAGCUGCUCCGUAACGCCAGCAGUGUUGGAGACCUGCGCAACUGUCCUGCGGGCUGUGGUUCCCAGCAGCCUCUGUUCAGGGUCCUCCUCAACUCCCCGGAGGUCGUCACCAUCGGCCUCGUCUGGGACUCGGCGACCUCUGACCUCGCUGGUGACCUCAUCCACGCCCUGGGGACACGCCUCCGGCUGGGGGACCUGUUCGGUCGGGUGGAGCAGGUGAAGGCGCGGGCGGCCGAGCUGUACCUGGUGGGCGUGGUCUGUUACUACGGGCGACACUACUCCUCCUUCUUCUACCACACCCGAACCCGCAGGUGGAUGUACUGUGAUGACGAGAAGGUGACGGAGGUGGGCCCCCGCUGGAGGGACGUGGUCUGGCGCUGCAUUAGGGGCCGGUACCAGCCUCUGCUGCUGCUCUACGCUGACCCCCGCGGGGCGGCGGUGGUCCUGCACCCCCCCGACCCCCCAGACCCCCCCGCCCGCGGCCCGCAGCCCCCCGGCCCCGCCGACGACAGCGAGGACUCAGGGCGGGACCUGUCCGUCUCCAGUGAUACCCGUACCGAUUCGUCCACAGACAGCUGCUCCCGCCCCCCCAGCAGACAGACAAACACAGGGGAGCCUCUGAAGGAUCACAAGGCCGCCUGCCCUCCUCCACGCUCCUCCUCUUCCUCCUCCUCCUCCUCCUCUUCCUCGAGGAGGCUCCGUGACUUCAAGGAGACGAUGACCAGUAUCAUCCACAGCCGCCCGCUCUCCUGCUCCUCCUCCUCCUCACUCCCCUCCUCCUUCCCCGCUGGCCCCGCCCCUAAAGGGCAGGACUGGGAGACGGACAGCUGCAGCAGCGAUUGGCGGGCGUGUGAGCGGGGGGGGUGGGGCGUCUGGAGGCCCAAGAGGGAGGGGCUAAACAUCGACGGCCUCUUCAGCCGCGAGAGGCGGCGGCAGGCCGGCGAGAGAAACAGCAGCCCAGUAGACCGGCCCCCCGGUCCACUGGGCCUCCAGACCCCCUGCAGAUCCUCCGGUCGCAGUGAGCUGGACGAGCUCCAGGACGAGGUGUGGAAGCAGGCGAGAGAGGAAGAGGAGCAGACAGAGAGGGAGAGAGAGAGAGAGGCAGCCAUGGGAUUUAACCCCACACCCAGCAAGGUCCUGGACCUGGACCAGCUGCAGAUACAAGGCACCAGGGUCAGGGCCGAGCGAUGUGUAUCUGAGGCGGAGCUUCAUUUGGACCAAUCAGUGCGUCUGGAGAAGGCGGGAGAGGUGGCUGCUGCCCUCUCAGUGGUCAACGAAGCUGUCACAAAGCUCACAUCCACGCUAGCAGGGAUUCAUCCAAGCAACCAGCGCAGGAGAACUGGCUCACAGGCACGUCUGCAGGGCUGCCUGCAACGAGCACGAAGCCUACAGCAACGCAUGCUGCUGCAGCAGGAAGUACAGCAAAAACUAAAGCAGGAAGUAGAGCAAAAAUUACUGCAGGAAGCACAGCAAAACCUAAAACAGGAAGUACCACAUAAACUGCAACAGGAAGUACAACUGAAAAUACAUCCAGAUGUACUACAACUACAAUGGGACGUAAAACAAGAAAACAUACAACAACCGGAAGUAAAACAACAGCUGAAACUACAACAGAAUGCACAACAAAAGCAGAAAUUACCAAAUGAACUACUAGCAAUAUUAAGCCAAGAAAAUAUUUAUUCUAAUAAGAACCAUCAGUAUCACCAUGGAUACGGUCAACAACCACAACCCUUCCUCCUGCUAGCAUCAGCUGGCUUCCUGGAGGAGGCGGAGCUACAGCUACCACAGGCCUCCAGUUCAAAGCCUGUCUUGCUCGAAGUACUUCUGACAGACAGACAGGAGCACCAAGCCCCGCCUCCUGUUGACUCCACCCCCAUUAGGCUGGCCCCUACAGGUUCACCCCGGGAGGACUGCAGGGGGGCUGACGAGUCCCUCCCCCCCCCUCCUCCAGGCCAUGCCCCACCAACUGGCCACACCCAUAAAAUUACAGAUAGGCACAGACGCACACAGGCCCCUCCCCCUUUCAGCUCAGCCCCACCCCCUUCUGCCAUGGCAACCAUGUCUGUGGAGCACCGGCCGCACGCUGAAGGCCCGACCGACCAAUCCCAGGACACCCUGCGCGGCUCGACCAUUCAGGACACGUCUGAGCUGGACGCCUUGUACCGGGCCAGCCUGCGAGCUCCCAGAAUGCAGCGGGGCAGCAGAAACAGAGCCAGCAGGUCUAAGACGCCCACAGCAGAGAUGGAGAAAUACCCCGACCGAACCCCACCCACCCUACAGUUCCAGGGAGGUUUCCAUGACGAUGAGGACGACAGUGCAGGGAGCCUGCGACGCACCAGCCGACGGCUGAGGGCCCGGGCCCGCCCCGACCGAUACCGCUCCUCCCCUCCUCCUCCUCCCACAGAGCACUCAGAUCAGACUGACAGGAGUUCCCCCGAGCUGAGGAACCUCGUUGGCCAGGCUCUACAGCACCAGCCCCGGGCCCCAUCCGCCUUGCUCUAG
This is a messenger RNA of Gadus chalcogrammus (walleye pollock), 3708 nucleotides long. Its product is annotated as inactive ubiquitin carboxyl-terminal hydrolase 54-like. Bases 571 to 3708 code for a protein of 1045 amino acids. The transcript has 21 exons. Gene Ontology annotation, biological process: protein deubiquitination. The record is from RefSeq and is a predicted model, not a curated record. Lineage: Eukaryota; Metazoa; Chordata; Actinopteri; Gadiformes; Gadidae. Gene Ontology annotation, molecular function: cysteine-type deubiquitinase activity.